Messenger RNA from Drosophila subpulchrella, 1494 nucleotides. RefSeq lists its product as uncharacterized. The record is from RefSeq and is a predicted model, not a curated record. The transcript is spliced from 3 exons. NCBI's taxonomy places the organism in Eukaryota, Metazoa, Arthropoda, Insecta, Diptera, Drosophilidae. The coding region runs from base 225 to 899 and encodes 224 amino acids.
CGAACAACAGCACGAUAACGACAGCCCACGCAAAAGAGCACAAAACCACGAAAACCUUAGCGACAAAAACAAAGUUCAGUGCCUCGCUCGCCGUUUAUCCCCAAAGUUGGCAAAAAAAGCGAACGGGUUCUGCAACCGCUGGGAUACGAAAAUAAAAUAAAAAGUGAAAAGGAUUCCAAGGAGUGCAGUUUGGCAUACCCCUCAAUCAUAAACAAGCGACAGAAAUGAGGCAUCUCUGGCUGCUGCUCCUUAUCGCCUGUGGAUCUGUCCAGUUCCCAGGUGUGCUGACCUACCCAGAGGCACUCCCAGCCAAAUCCUCUUCAGCCGCUGGAGGCGGCGAUGGAGGAGGAGCUGGUGGAGGAGUCACUCCCACAGACGCCAGCAAGGAUUAUGACUAUGAGGAUGAUUCGCAGCAUGCAGCGGGAAACCUGGCUAAGUCUACUGAAAAUCCCAAAGUCCCCGAACCUUACUUCGAGAAGACUGAUGUUAACAUAUAUGUGCCGAUCAACACGACCAGUGUGAAACUCGAGUGUCCUGUAAAGAAUUACAAUGCUCAACAUCACGUGGUGCUCUGGUACAAGGGAAAGACACCUGUCUCCAACGGAAACAACAUAUUCGACAAGAUUUACAGCAUGGACAAGCAGUUCUCCCUGACCGUGCCCCUGGCCUCCAAUGCGACGGAGGAGCGGUAUGUGUGCGAAGUGCCCAACAAGGCGCGACGCGAGGUGACCAUUCGCUUUGGACCGGAGCCAAGCACCAUGGUUCCAUCGGUACCCACAGUCUCGGCGGUAACCUCGUCCCCCGCCAAGGAUGCGGCGCCUCAUGGACGGGACAUUAGCUUCUGGCUGAUCGGCCUGCUCCUGGCCCCACUCCAGUUGGCAGUGUCCUUCCGAUUUUGAAGCGGGCCAAGUUCAAGACCCCUCUAAAAUCUGCACCACCGGCAUUACGUUUGGAGAUGCGCACCGCAACAGAUGAGCUUGAUGACAUUGGGAUGUGGCCCUCGGAUUACAUCGAUGGCUUGGCAAAUUAAAGUUAGGUGUUGCUUUGUUACUUUAAUAUAUAUAGUACAUAGGAAAACCGAUUUUUCGGGGAAGCAAACUUCCUAGAGCUAUAGAUUAAUUAAACUACACUUCCAACUCUGCUUCCUCCUACUUCCAACGUCGAUGUUUUUAGACUCCUUUAAAGUAAUAUUGUUUGUAAACCACUCUUUGAAUUUAGAUACGCUAUCUAUAGGAUCGAAUUAGCCUAGUGUGAUUGCUUUAGUCUUGCGCUUAAUGAAUCGAGAGAUUAGUACAUAAUUGAUUUUAACUUAGCGGAACAAAAUGCGAUACCAAGUGGCUUAAAGAAUCAUUGUGAAGGAUACUAUAUAUAUAUAUAUAUAUAUAUACGUAUAUGUGAACAGAUUAUGAAUACAUGAAAACAAUGUAUGCAAUUUUGUCGGAUAUAAAACUGAAAUAAACUAGAGCUGCUAUAGACCCAGCUGAAUCCAUUCAA